AUGCUGCAACAGCAGAAGAUGCAGCAGGAGGAGCAGCAUCAGUUGCUGCCGCAGCCGCAGCAAGAACAGCAGCAACAGCAGCAGCAACAACAGCAGCAGCAGCAACAGCAGCAGCAACAACCUGCUGACGCUCACGCUGCAUCUCCUGAGACUCCCCUUUCUAUUCCUGGAAACCAUUUGCUGCUGGUUGUGAAUGGCUCUAUUGAAUCUGUUCAUCUGUGGGGAAAUCGAAGAGGCGUCGUCUGUCGCUACGCUAUGGUAGUAGGCAGCGACUGGGCCCAUACUUGGGGCCUGGCUGGGGGUUUAACCCAACAAGGGCGCUGCUCACCCUAUACUGCAGAAGCUGUUUUUAACUUCCCCUUUCAUGCUGCAUUCAAGGGGACGUCUCCUUACGGUUGGCCUCGGAUGGCGUUUUGUGUGUAUGGAAGAGACUGCCGGGGCGGUGAGAAGAGCAGCAAACACUGCAGCAGCAGCAGCAGUAGCAGCAGCAAUAGCAGCAGCACCAGAAACAACAACACCUACAGCAAUAACGGCAACACCAGCAGUAGCAGCAGCAACAACACCAACAGCAACAACAGCAGCAGCAGCAACAGCAGCAGCAGCAACAGCCGCAGCAACAGCAGUCGCAGGUGCAUUGAGUAUGGAUAG
This is a messenger RNA of Eimeria acervulina, 648 nucleotides long. RefSeq lists its product as hypothetical. The record is from RefSeq and is a predicted model, not a curated record. Gene Ontology annotation, biological process: cilium assembly. The transcript is spliced from 5 exons. Lineage: Eukaryota; Apicomplexa; Conoidasida; Eucoccidiorida; Eimeriidae. The coding region runs from base 1 to 648 and encodes 215 amino acids. Gene Ontology annotation, cellular component: MKS complex.